AUGGACGUGCCCAUUCUGUAUACAGAACGUAGAACUGCUGAAGGACGAAUUAAUCAGCAUUUUGAUGAACUUUCAACGCUGGAUUCAUUCUCACGAAUUGAAAAGAGUCAGAAGCAAUUAGAAGGUGCAUCUACAGCAUGCGAUAUGCGUGUAGAUAUUUGUAACAGUUUGUCAAGACCAGCAGCACAAAGGGAACCUUUCAUGGAGAUAACUGCAGAAGAGUUAAUGGACUACAGAGAGGAAUUUAACGCAACGACCAAUACUGCAAAAAAAUGUGGUUGA
Strongylus vulgaris is the source of this 282-nucleotide messenger RNA. The record is from the annotation of a GenBank genome assembly. NCBI's taxonomy places the organism in Eukaryota, Metazoa, Nematoda, Chromadorea, Rhabditida, Strongylidae.